Aphanomyces astaci is the source of this 1006-nucleotide messenger RNA. RefSeq lists its product as hypothetical. The record is from RefSeq and is a predicted model, not a curated record. Bases 1 to 954 code for a protein of 317 amino acids. The transcript is spliced from 5 exons. Lineage: Eukaryota; Oomycota; Saprolegniomycetes; Saprolegniales; Verrucalvaceae.
AUGGCGUGGGCCGUGGCACAUGCGUUGGCAGUCGUAGCGACGUACUUGACGACAAAUGAGAGGCAACUUUGCGCAUCGACAUGCAAGUUAUGGAGUGGCAUCCUAAAGAUGGAAUGGAGAGGCCGAGCCCAUCACUGGAAUAUGGCCGCCACGGCCGCCAAUGUCAUUGAUGUGGUCAACCAGUGCGGGCAAUGUAGGUCCAAGAAACGCAUAUGGUCGUACAAGCAAGCCCAGACUCUUGGUAACGACCUGUACUUUGUUGCAAGCGGCAUUCGGCUAUCGUGCUUGGUGGAUUGCAUGAACUUGACCGCCGCCGCUGCAACCACCCUCUUGGCCGUGCUGACAAAGGCAUUCCCAGCAUUCGCACAUGUCGUCACACUGUUGAUCGACGACAACGUGUUUUAUGUCCAUCGGCUGCAUUUCAUUCAGGCAAAACUCGUCGACAUUGCCUACAAUGCAAGCAACCUUGAGCUUGUAAACAUUGCGAAACCCCACGCUAACUCUGUUCCGACGAUCUGCUUGGACGCAUCACCUUCAACGGUGCACUUCCUUCGGUCGCUCGUCUCGUCCCUGGCGAUGAUUCCACCUCCAUCUGCCUUGGACCUGACCACCAUCACACCUUCUCUGCCACCCACAGCUGUGGCCGGACUUGUCCUCAACUACCCCGUCGUCUACACGUUUUCGAGCCAGCCACCACCACCCACGGACAAUGCACUCGCGAUGCAACCGCUCGUCGUGUUUGAGCUCGUGAUUUCGGAUGUCAACACUGGUCACACGCAUUCCCUUGUCAAGUACUCGCUGCCGCAGUUGCUGGUCACUCAUCCCAACCACGUCGCAGUUAUGCGUGCCAACUUGCUCGUAGCUUGUCGUCGACAUAUCCUCCACCAUGAAGCCACCAGUAGUACUAUGUCUGUCCACGUCACGACCAUCACGUUGUCCUCGGUCGCGUUAUGAAGGUUGUUUACAUAUCGUCGAACAUAGUUCUAAUUUUUCGGCUGUCGUUCAA